CCUCGGCGCUGGCGAGGGCUGCAGGCUGCCUCGGCGCCGGCCCGGCUCUCUAGGACGUGUGGGGCUCCCCCGGCCGGGGGCGGCUCCCUGCUUCCUCGGAGCUGAGCUGCGGGGCCUUUGGAGACUGAAGACAGACCACUGCUUUCCAGAAACAAUGGGUGUCGCUGGACCCAGCUGGGACUCCGCCAGGCUCCGGCGCUCAGUCUGAGUGAAGGGCCUUCCCCAGCCCUGCUCCCCCUGCCUGUCAUGGCCACGCUUGGCUGCUGUCUGCUUGUCUGGGGACAGAGGGCGUCCAGCCCCAGCCCUGGGGGGUUAAGCCAGGCCCUCUGGCUCCAUUCCACAGGGGAACUCCGGGCACCAGCCGCCUUUCAAAGAAAGAGCAACUGAUGCCAUGGGAGAGCCCCUAUGCACCUGUCCAUUCGCCUGGCACUGUCUGCUCUGAGACCCAGGCAUUAGGUCCCGCUGGAGGUGCCAACCCUGCACACCCCUCCCUGUCCCCCGACGCUGAGGAGGCCCUGCCCACUUCCGCCAUGUGUGAAGUGAUGCCCACAAUCAAUGAGGGGGACCCCCUGGGGCCCCCCCAUGGCGCCGAUGCUGACGCCAACUUUGAGCAGCUGAUGGUGAACAUGCUGGACGAGCGGGAGAAGUUGCUGGAGUCUCUUCGGGAGAGUCAAGAGACCUUGGCGGCCACACAGAGCCGCCUUCAGGAUACCCUGCAUGAGCGGGACCAGCUCCAGCGCCACCUUAACUCUGCCCUCCCUCAGGAAUUUGCCACCUUAACUCGGGAGCUGAGCAUGUGCCGGGAGCAGCUUCUAGAGCGGGAAGAAGAGAUAGCAGAGCUGAAAGCAGAGCGGAAUAACACAAGGCUGCUUCUGGAACAUCUGGAGUGCCUGGUGUCCCGCCACGAGCGGUCGCUGCGGGUGACCGUGGUGAAGCGCCAGGCCCAGUCACCUUCAGGGGUUUCCAGUGAGGUGGAGGUGCUGAAGGCCCUUAAGUCGCUGUUUGAGCACCACAAGGCUCUGGAUGAGAAGGUGCGAGAGCGGCUCCGGGCGGCCCUGGAGCGAGUCACCACCUUGGAAGAGCAACUGGCAGGUGCCCACCAGCAGGUGUCUGCCCUGCAGCAGGGGGCAGGGGUUCAGGAUGGAGUGGCCCAAGAGGAAGGGACUGUGGAGCUGGGAUCAAAAACCCUGUGGAAGGAUGACGUGGCCCAGAUGGAGGAGUUGCGGGAGCUCCUGGAGAAGCAGAACUUUGAGUUAAGCCAGGCCCGGGAACGAAUGGUCACCCUGACAGCCACUGUGGCUGAACUUGAGGAGGACCUGGGCACAGCCCGCCGGGACCUCAUCAGGUCAGAGGAGCUGAGCAGCAGGCAUCAGCGGGACCUCCGGGAGGCUGUGGCUCAGAAGGACGACAUGGAGGAGCGAAUCACCACCCUGGAGAAACGUUACCUGGCUGCUCAGCGUGAGGCCACCUCCAUCCAUGACCUCAACGACAAGCUGGAGAAUGAGCUGGCCAAUAAGGAGUCCCUGCACCGCCAGUGUGAAGAGAAGGCCCGGCACCUCCAGGAGCUCCUGGAGGUGGCAGAGCAGAAGCUGCAGCAGACGAUGCGCAAGGCUGAGACGCUGCCGGAGGUGGAGGCCGAGCUGGCCCAGAGGAUUGCGGCCCUCACCAAGGCUGAAGAACGGCAUGGCAACAUUGAGGAGCAUCUGCGGCAGCUGGAGGGGCAGCUGGAGGAGAAGAACCAGGAGCUGGCGAGGGUGCGCCAGCGGGAGAAGAUGAACGAGGACCACAACAAGCGGCUGUCAGACACCGUGGACCGGCUGCUCAGCGAGUCCAACGAGCGCCUGCAGCUCCACCUCAAGGAGCGCAUGGCGGCCCUGGAGGAGAAGAACACGCUGAUGCAGGAGCUAGAGAGCUCCCAGCGGCAGAUCGAGGAGCAGCACCGCCACAAGGGCCGCCUGUCUGAAGAGAUUGAGAAGCUGCGCCAAGAGGUGGACCAGCUGAAGGGUCGAGGGGGGCUGUUUGUGGACGGCAUCCACUCCAGGUCACCACAUGUGGGCAGUGCAGCUGAUGUGCGGUUUUCCCUGAGUGCAGCCACCCACGCACCCCCCGGUCUGCAGCGCCGGUAUUCAGCGCUGCGGGAAGAGUCGGCCAAGGACUGGGAGCCAUCUCCACUGCCUGGGGUGCUGGCUGCCACAGCUGCCCCUGCCUUUGACAGUGACCCUGAGAUCUCUGACGUGGAUGAGGAUGAGCCAGGGGGUCUGGUGGGCUCUGUGGAUGUUGUCUCCCCCAGUGGCCACUCAGACGCCCAGACCCUGGCCAUGAUGCUGCAGGAGCAGCUGGAUGCCAUCAACGAGGAGAUCAGGAUGAUCCAGGAAGAGAAAGAGUCCACGGAGCUCCGCGCUGAGGAGCUUGAGACACGAGUGACCAGUGGCAGCAUGGAGGCCCUAAACCUGGCCCAGCUGCGCAAGCGUGGUUCCAUCCCCACCUCUCUGACUGCCCUGUCCCUGGCCAGCGCGUCCCCUCCACUCAGCGGCCGCUCCACACCCAAGCUCACCUCCCGCAGUGCUGCCCAGGACCUCAACCGAAUGGGGGUCAUGACUCUGCCCAGUGACUUGAGAAAGCACAGGCGGAAGCUGCUGUCGCCAGUGUCUCGGGAAGAGAACCGAGAGGAUAAAGCCACCAUACAAUGUGAGACUUCUCCUCCUUCCUCACCCAGGACGCUGCGGCUAGAGAAGCUUGGCCACCCAGCCCUGAGCCAGGAGGAAGGCAAGAGUGUUUUGGAGGACCCAGGCAGCACCCCCAGCAGCAGUAACAGCAGCCAGGACUCCUUGCACAAGGGCGCCAAGCGCAGGGGCAUCAAGUCGGCCGUCGGCCGCCUGUUCGGGAAGAAGGAGAAGGGCAGGCUGGUGCCGCUGAGCCGGGACGGAGCCACGGGCCACGUUUUGCUAACAGACUCCGAGCUCGGUCUGCAGGAGCCCAUGGUGCCUGCCAAGCUGGGGACACAGGCAGAGAAGGACCGGCGGCUGAAGAAGAAACACCAGCUGCUUGAAGAUGCCCGCAGAAAAGGAAUGCCCUUUGCUCAGUGGGAUGGCCCUACUGUGGUAUCCUGGCUGGAGCUCUGGGUGGGGAUGCCUGCCUGGUACGUGGCAGCCUGCCGGGCCAACGUCAAGAGUGGUGCCAUCAUGUCAGCCCUGUCGGACACAGAGAUCCAGCGGGAGAUUGGCAUCAGCAAUGCCCUGCACCGCCUCAAGCUCCGGCUGGCCAUCCAGGAGAUGGUGUCGCUGACCAGCCCCUCUGCCCCGCCCACUUCCAGGACUUCUUCCGGGAAUGUCUGGGUCACCCAUGAGGAGAUGGAAACUCUGGCAACAUCCACUAAAACAGACAGCGAAGAGGGCAGCUGGGCUCAGACCCUGGCCUAUGGCGACAUGAACCACGAGUGGAUUGGGAAUGAGUGGCUGCCCAGCCUGGGGCUUCCCCAGUACCGCAGCUACUUCAUGGAGUGCCUGGUAGAUGCUCGCAUGCUGGACCACCUCACCAAGAAGGACCUGCGGGUACACCUUAAGAUGGUGGACAGCUUCCACCGAAGCAGUCUUCAGUAUGGCAUCAUGUGUCUGAAGAGGCUGAAUUAUGACCGGAAGGAGCUGGAAAGGAGGCGUGAGGAAAGCCAGCACGAGAUGAAGGAUGUGCUGGUCUGGACCAAUGACCAGGUGGUUCACUGGGUCCAGUCUAUUGGGCUUCGGGACUAUGCGGGGAACCUGCAUGAGAGUGGCGUGCAUGGUGCCCUGCUGGCUCUGGAUGAGAACUUUGACCACAACACUCUGGCCCUGGUCCUCCAGGUCCCCACGCAGAACACCCAGGCACGCCAGGUGAUGGAGAGAGAGUUCAACAACCUGUUGGCUUUGGGCACCGACCGGAAGCUGGAGGAUGGGGAGGACAAGGUGUUCCGCCGCGCGCCCUCCUGGAGGAAGCGCUUUCGGCCGCGGGACCCCCACGGCGGCGGCAUGCUCAGCGCCUCGGCCGAGACGCUCCCGGCGGGCUUCCGCGUGGCCACCCUGGGGCCCCUGCAGCCUCCGGCGGCCCCGUCCAAGAAGAUCCUGCCUGAAGCUCACUCCCACUAUCUGUACGGACACAUGCUCUCCGCCUUCCGGGACUAGCCACGGCCCCAGACAUGGCCCCCAGCGCGGGCCGCCGCCUCCUGGGUUUCAGCAGCUGGCCGGCCCUGACUCCUCCUGCCCGUUCCCCCGCCUCUCACGGCUCCUGGUCGCAUCCGUGACUUCCCAGUUGCCCUGGACCUCGGAAUAUACUCGUACACCCCCUCAGCAUCCCACUACCCUGGGGUCCCACCCUGUGCCCUUUGUCAGUCUCUUGUGGGUGUGGCUGGGUCUCCCUGUGUUGUGGAGGCACCUGGUUUGCCUUUGCUUGGGACUCUGGGAGGGAGGGAGAGGAUGGCAGCCCAGGGUGGGUGUGACUCCACCCUCCCUCUUCUGGGCCCAGCCUGGCCUGGCAGGACUGCCACUGCCACCAGAGACCAGGACACCACAAGGGCUGGGGAUAGUUCUUCCAAGAAAAGGGCACUAAAGACUUUGCCCCGUCUGGGUACUUCUCCUUUGGAUCCCUACCCACGUCCCAGCAUUGCCCUUCCCUCAGCUCCUCUGUCCAACUGUGCCUCCUGCCUCCAGGCCCUCCUUGGGGGCCAGGAGGGCUGCAGAAGGCCCAUUGUCCUUCAGGAUGGCGAGGCUGGGGAGGAGGAAGGCUAAGGGGGAGAUGCCCGGCCCUUGCUUCAUCUCAGGAAUCCCAAGUGUGAGUUUGGGAAGAAUCUGAGAGAAAUGAGCCUCUGAGCUUUGGGCCAAGCAUAAGGAUGUUUCAUGAAACUCUCAGCCCUCCCACCCAGUGAGAGGUGCAGGCAGGCUGGCUGGAGGGCGAGCCAGUGGCCUGUGCCAGCCUUAAGCCCAGAGGACAGUGGGAAUGCCUUCUGCCCCAGCUGCAGGGUAGAGCUGCUGCUGGGCUGGGGGACUGUGUUGCUCUUGCUCUGGCGCAGAACAGAGCUAACCUUGCACUGCCGGGGAUGCUCCCAGCAUCCUUCCUGUGCUGUCCCCACCUGCCCCGCCGCUUUAGGAAUCCAGCCCAUAGGUGAACCUGAUGGGUGGGUUGAAUAUACCUUGACUUUCAAAUCAGCUUUGGAAAAGAGGUAGUCCGAGGCUUCUUCGGCUGUGUCCUGGGGAGAAAUACAUCUUCCUCUUCAGGGAGUCAUGUCCCAGAUGCAGGAAAUCCAAUGUUAGUGAAGAUCCUCAUUCUCCUGCUUAUCCCCAAAUUGCCCGCGUCUUGUUCGGGUUCUUUUAGUGUGUGGGGAUUGCCUCCUCCAGAAAUUCCUGAGACAUGCCAGCCUUCACCACUUUGUGUUUCCCAGCAGCAUGGUGGGGUAUCACCACUUUGUGUUUCCCAGCAGCAUGGUGGGGUACAGGUCCUGGUUUGGUAGGAAUGUCAUUCCGUCCUCUUCUCACACCUCCUCAUUCUGCCAAGGUGCCUGGAAGUGUUUGGGACCCAAGUUCAGAGGGAAUUGACAGAACCCAGGGCUUCCUCCAAGUGAGAGGAUAGGAAGUGUCUGGACAUGCUUCCUGGAGAGAGGCUGGCAUGGUGCCCUCCUACAGGUGGCCAAGCAGCUGGCUUGCAACCCAACCGAUUGGCUUCUGGUGGGGGCUGGGCUAGCAGGUGGGAUAAUGGGUCAGAGCAGCCUGUCCAGGAGCAGUGGUGGAGCCCAGGCAGUGCAGCAACCAGAGCCUCUGCUGCUCCUCAGCAGAGGAGGGUCCCCUGGUGGGGGGCUGUGUGAGCUCCCCAGGUGUGGGUAAGGCAGCCGCCUACGCUGGCUCUCUCUCAUUGUACCCUGCCUUCCAUGUCUGUCAGGGUGGAGCAGAAAGUGUUCUUAAGCAGAGAGGGAACUGCAUGGAGAGGAAGAGCCCCUGUCUCUGUGUAACGGGUGUCAAGAUUAUACAGACUCUUCAGAUCCCUAAGAUGGGUGGAGUUGGGAUGACAAAGUCAUUUGAAUUCUUCAGGGGGCUCUUGAUGGACUAGCUGAGUGGGAGAUUCAACCCUGCCCCCUUCUGCACAACUUUUCCCCAUCAUGGUUGGUCAUUUCAUAAGGUGGCAGCUGGUGGGACCAGGGCCGUUCAGGGCACCUGAGGGAGCAUGCGCGCAGGUGACGGAGAAGCGAAGCCCGCGCAUAGAGCGGUGGAGGGCUGUAGUUUUGGUGUAACCCCUUGCCUCACAGUCAAUAUAUUUUUUAUCGGAGUCACCAAUGAGCUGAGCCCCUCCCCAGCCUCCUGUACGUCCUCAGGCCCCUUCUCCGUACCGUCCCGGCGCAGUGCAUCAGGAGUGGGUGUGUGGGUGUGUGUGAGUGUGCGUGUGGUGCAUAUGUGCCAAUAAACAGUCUGGUUUUCAGGCAACGUA
Manis javanica (Malayan pangolin) is the source of this 6444-nucleotide messenger RNA. RefSeq names its product PTPRF interacting protein alpha 4 (gene PPFIA4). Gene Ontology annotation, biological process: synapse organization. The record is from RefSeq and is a predicted model, not a curated record. Lineage: Eukaryota; Metazoa; Chordata; Mammalia; Pholidota; Manidae. Gene Ontology annotation, molecular function: protein binding. Gene Ontology annotation, cellular component: presynaptic active zone.